UCUCCAUUUCUCUCUCAGCUUUACCGGUAAGAGUCCCUCGAGUUUAAGGCUACCAAUUCUCACGCUUCAAUUUCCUCUCUAUUUUCAUAAAUAUAUUUUUUUCCUAUUCAUAAUUCAUUUUUAUUUUAUCUUAAUUUUUUUCUUUAAUUUCUUGUUUCUGGAUCGAAUACUAAAUUAUGUCAUUUUUUUACGAUUUUAAUUUUCUUUUUAGAAGUUUACUCUCACUAUAUAAACCUUUAAUAAAUUUCAUGUUGGAAUCAACUUAUUUUCUUUCAAACUUUCUGUGUACUUUUAGUCGUUUUUCUCUCUGAAUUGUGCAUACUGAAUUUUAAUUGUGCGUGUGUGUGUACUUUUGUAUUUUUUUUUUCUUUCUAAUGUGAGAUUGGGUUUUGUGGCGUUUGGGUUGCUGAUACCAAAAUUUUGAUUAUUUCAAAAUUUUGAAUAAAAAGAAUUGUUCAAAUUUAUCAUAAUUUGUUAAAUCCCUUAAUGUCAAGAUUUAUGGCUGAGUGUUUGUGUUUAUAGAAAUUACACUUUCCUGAAAUGAUUUUUAAGGAUUUUAUAGGUUCAGAUUUUUAAAAAUUUAAUCAAUAGUUAUACUUAAUUGGUUUUCUAAUUACAUUUUCAAGGCUUAUGUUAGGGAGUUUUUUAUUAUUAUUAUUUUGUUUUGUGGUUGUUUCUGCCUAGUUUGUUUUACCAUUUGAUUUAUUUGUUGAAGAUAUAAAAUUCUGCUAUAUCAGAUUAUCGGUUAGCUUUUAUGUUUGUCUUAGAUGAAUUUAGAAAUAAGAGUGGCGAAUUUAGUCAACAAGAAAGGACACUUGUAGUAGUCACUUAUGUCUAACCUAAAUUCGAAACAGACUACAAAUAUGGGACAUGGAAAGUCGAACAAUGUAGAUAAGAUACCCACCUUCAAUCCCCAAUUACAAAACACUGAAGAAAUUGGAUUCCAAAGUUUGAGUGAUGAAGCGGUCUGCUUUACUGGGAUAACUGGUGUUGUAACAGUUGAUGCACCCUUAAAUGAGUUAUCACACUCUCCUUCUUCUCAUUUGGGAGACUUGUCAUUAGAGGGUAUUGAUUGGAUGAUUCAUGGAUCCCAGCUUGACAGCUAUCAAAAUUUCAUGGUUCACCCUCAUGUUAUGAACAGGACUGGUUAUGUGCCUUCCCAAUAUUCAACUCUUGAAAAUAUAGCCACUAAUACUGGAGGUUUACAAAUGGGCAUGCAAGGUGCCAAAGUGGAUAAUAGUAAGCCCCAAUCAAUUGGAAACUUCAUGAGCCGUGGAAGCAGGGCACCUGUGUCAUGUGGUGCUCAAGAUGGUAGGGAAAUGGAGAGUAAUAGCAAUUUGGUGGACUGUGUGGUUCAAUCUGAUUACCCAGAAACUCUAGAUGGGAGUUUUCUGACUCUAGGAGUUGGAGUUAAUAAAGAGUCCAGGUCAAAAGCUAAUGCUUCAAGCAGAGAUUUCAUUGGUAAAAUAGAUGGGCCUAUAAAAAUGCAGUUAAAUCCCUCCCAUGUGCAAAGUGGUUAUGAAAGUUCAUUCUCUCCUGAUUUUAGAAUGGCAGUUGCUCUAUCUGAUAAUCAAACCUAUGCUGGUGGAUUUUCUAGCAUAGAAGAGAACGCAGUUGGAUUAUCCUGUCUAAAGCAUAAUUUAGAUGGACUUCACAGCGUAGUGCAGAAUGCAGGUGAAUCAUCCAAUGUGAGUGCAUUUGCUGGUACAGUGCAGAAUGCUGGUGAAUCAUCUAAUGUGAGUGCAUUUGCUGGUCCAAUGCAGAAUGUAGACAGUUGCUCCCUUUCUGAAUAUCAUCUUGGAGUUUCUGAUUGUACUAGCUCCAACUUUAGUUUAAGUCCAUUGCAAAUGUUACCAAUGCCACAAAGCCACAUUUCACAUCCUCUUCUUACAGCAGAUGAUCAGAAAUUUUGUGCUGGAUUUGCAAAUAUUGAUCCAUUUCAUGGUCUUUCUGGUGUAUCUCCAAACAUAGUGCAUAUUAGCAACCAAUCUGGACUGCCUUCUAAUCAAAGCUUUCUUGGUCUUUCUGGUGUAUCUCCAAUAGUUCAUGGUAGUAGCCAAUUUGGACUGCCUCCUAAUGAAGGGUUUCAUAGUCUUUGUUGUGAAUCACAAAUAGUGCAUAGUAGCAGGCAAUCUGGACUGCCUGUUCAAGCACAGCACAGAAUGUCUCCCUGGCCUUCAUUGUCUUCUUACAUGACUAGCAAAUAUGCUACAUUGGCCUCUGAUCAGCCACAAAAAUGUAAUAUGGGAAGUAUACCUAGCUUCCAGUGGGGUACAUCUGUGGCUUCUCCUGUUCCUGGAAACAUGGAAAGCACCAGCAACCAGUAUCAGUCAGCUGUAUGGCAACAUUAUCCAGCUCACCACGGUGGUGCUAAUCAAACUGUGGAAAAUGCCCCAUUUUCAAAGAGGAUAGAAGAUCAGCUUUUUGCCUGUGAUGGAGGUGCUUCUCAAGUUUCCACCACUGUUCCAUUUUCCAAGAAUUCUGAUAAGCUUUCCGCUAGUGAUGGAACUGCUGCUGAAGUUGUUAGCAUUGCUCCAUCUUUUAAGAAUAUUGGGGUUCAACCCUCAAGUACAGGUCAAGUAAUUUCAUUUUCAAGGGAACGUGGACAUGCUAACCUUCUUGCUGGACCAUCUCUCAAGAGGAAAGCAGCCCAAUCCCCUCCAGCUACUCCUCAGGUUCAAAUGAAGAAGACAAGAUCAGCAAAGCCUUCCAUUCGUUCAUCUACCUUAAACAGGGCCAGAGAUGCUCCUUUUGUUUCACCUCUCCCACCAGUAGUAUCCCUAGCUGCACCUGUUCCAUCACUAGCUCAUUCCACAUCUACUGUUCCACCUGUAAAACUGACUGCUCGUACUCUCCCACCCUUAGCUUAUAAAGGUCCUCCUCUACCAUCAUUGUCCCAGGUCACUCCUGCUUAUGCGCCACUGACAUGGACUGCUCCUGUCCCUCCCUCAGCUAGGAUGUCUCAUCCUCCCCAUAUAAAAUGGCAAGAUUCAGAACUUCUUCAACCAAGUGGACAUAAUUGUUUGUUAUGCAAGAGGGAUCUUUCAUACGCACCAGAAGGCCCGGUUUUCCAGCCAACUCUUCCACCUCCUGUUGCUGUUUUGUCAUGUGGUCACUGCUUUCAUGAUCUCUGCUUGGAGCGAAUCACCCCUAAAGAUGAAGCUGAUAACCCACCUUGCAUUCCUUGUGUGAUCAUUGCGCUUUUCGUCAACUCUUGGCCCGACCAGUAUAACUUCUCCCUACACUGAAGGCAUGCUCUGUGAUCCCUUUCUUGGGACAUAGGCAGCAAAGUUAAUUUGUCCAAGGCGAAGCUUCAAAUUGUCCAGGCUCGACCCAUAUUUUGUUAACUCUUCUCCUGGUCCAACCAAA
Messenger RNA from Theobroma umbraticum, 3369 nucleotides. RefSeq lists its product as uncharacterized. The record is from RefSeq and is a predicted model, not a curated record. Lineage: Eukaryota; Viridiplantae; Streptophyta; Magnoliopsida; Malvales; Malvaceae.